GGAGGAGUGAGUCCCCUCCUCCCCGCCCCGCCUUGCCUUGGUUUUACCCGGCUCCCGGAACGUUGGGCGCGCGGAACCUCGGUACCGGAAGGCGAGCGCGGCGGACCCGGAGAGCGAUGGAGCUGGCGCGCGGGCCCCCGGCCGCUGCCGACCCACCUGAGGAGGAGGAGGCGGGGGCGGCCAUGGCAGCUCUGGCGGGGGGUGCAGGCCCGGCCGUCCUGCAGGUGGCCGGCCUCUACCGGGGUCUCUGCACCGUGCGCAGCCGCGCCCCAGGCCUGGGGCUCGUGUCACCCGCGCAGUUGCGCGUGUUCCCGGUGCGCCGCGGCUCGGACCGGCCCACAGGGGACUCCGAUGGCAGCGGGGUCGGGGCCGAGCUCGAAUCCAACCCCUUUUACGACCGCUACCGUGACAAGAUCCAGCAGCUGCGCAGGUCUGACCCAGCUGCUUUUGAGUCCCGCCUGGAAAAGCGCAGUGAGCUUUGGAAGCAGCCAGUGGGGCACUCCAAGCAAGGAGACUUCAUCAAAUGUGUGGAGCAGAAGACAGACGCCUUGGGGAAACAAUCUAUGAGCAGAGGAUUCACUAAGGACAAGACUCUCAGUUCAAUCUUUAACAUUGAAAUGGUGAAAGACAAAACUGCAGAAGAAAUAAAACAGAUUUGGCAGCAGUAUUUUGCAUCAAAAGAUACAGUCUACGCAGUUAUUCCUGAGGAGAAGUUUGAUUUGAUCUGGAACCGGGCUCAGUCCUGUCCAACGUUUCUGUGUGCACUACCAAGAAGGGAAGGUUAUGAGUUUUUUGUAGGACAAUGGACAGGUACUGAACUCCACUUCACUGCACUUAUCAAUAUUCAGACCCGUGGAGAAGCUGCAGCCAGCCAGCUGAUUUUAUACCACUACCCUGAACUUAAGGAAGAAAAGGGCAUAGUGCUGAUGACAGCAGAAAUGGACUCCACAUUUCUGAAUGUUGCUGAGGCACAGUGCAUUGCCAACCAAGUUCAGCUCUUUUAUGCCACUGAUCGGAAAGAAACCUACGGAUUAGUGGAGACCUUUAACCUCAGACCAAAUGAGUUCAAAUAUAUGUCUGUCAUCGCUGAAUUGGAGCAAAGCGGACUUGGAGCAGAACUAAAAUGUGCCCGGAACCAGGAUAAGACUUAGAGCUGUAAGAGUUAGUACCAGGAUAGUCUAGAGCCCAUCCCCUUGAACUCCAGAGAGCUCAGCUUAUAACCCUGAGCAGUCCAUAAUGAGUUGCCCUGAGUGCUUAUUGCAAGAAGUAAUUGUGGAGGUGAGCCCUAUUACUUGAUAUUCAGUCACAGUGGUAACCAAACAUUCUAAUAAUUAUCUCCCAGCAUACUUGAGGUUUCCUUUUAAGAGUUUGAAGUCAUAACAAGAGACAGCCAAGGAUUCACAUCAAGGAUGGUUGACUUGAAUUUACACAUUGUAGCAGUGUAGUUGCAUUCUAGCCAUUUGUCCUCACAGCUCCCAUAUGAUCAGCUUUUCAUCUUUAGGAACUUGUAAUAGGAUAAUGAUCUUGGAGACCUGCUGUAGUUAGAUGUGGCUUUUACAUACUUUUCCCAUACAUUAGUUGACCAGCCAAAGACAACCCAGAUAUCCUUGUUUAGACCCUAGAACAACCAGAGAUUCACAUCAGGGUAAAGACUUCAUCCAGAGUUGCCUUUAGUAUAGCUGGUUUGUGGAGGUAUUUCAAGUUUAGUUGGAUACACAGGUAUAGUAUCUACAUAUUACUAAACCAUAGUUCAAGGCACUUGCUUCUCCAACUCUGCCUGUUAGAAGCUAUGUAUUUGAAGGUGGUGAAUCAAAGCAGUGUAAAUAAAUUAGCACUCUAAUAAGAUCAAUCCAUAUUUGCAUGAUUUUUUAAAAAAAAACUCUAAGUAGUGCCAGUAUUAUAUGAAAAAGUGGAUGGAAGCAAAUGUUCCUAGAUGGGCUGUAGGAAAAAUAUAGCAAUAAAAUAAAGUUCGGCUUACAAUCUUUGUUACACAAAAUAGUGAAACCUCAGCUAUGUGUUUGUGCUGUCCGUGGAGUCACUGCUCUGGGUUGAUUUCAUCAAAACUAGUCUUAGGACUCAGAGCAGUUACUUACAAUGCAAAAAAAAAAAAAAAAAAAACAAGGAGCUGUCUAGCUGUCUAGUGUUGGAAAUCCACAUUUGGUUUGUAUUGUUGCUGUUGUUGUGGCGCCAAGCUCAAUGAGAGAAGAGGCUAGCUAUGUUCCAGCCUUCUGAAUCCAAGGCUCCAGGUGCCCACCAGGAUCGCUGUCUCCUUCCUUUACUGUGCCUUUCUUUUUCUUGAUCUAACAUGCUGUGCUCUGUCUGCUGCUCCUUCCUAAGCUCUGGUUGGAUGACACUGAAUAUGGUGAGUGGCAAUUUAACCAGUAUUUGUAGUUCAUGUGUGUAUGUUUGUUUUUUUCACUACAGAAGACAGUUUAUAGGUUGAGCUUGUUCCCAAGCUCUUUAAAAUUGGAUUGGACUUCCUAUUAUUUUCUGAGCUGUGUCUAUUUUGUACUUCUGAGUCUGUGUGUAGAGAAAGACAAUGUGUACUUAACCUGGAGAAGCUGCUAGCCUUUCACAGUUUCUCUAAAGCUUGAGCUGCUUCCUCAUACAAAUUCUGGACCUGUGUCUGGUUCUCUAGGUUUUGAGAAACUUAGGUCUUAUCAGCCCUGCCAUCUUCCUUAGAUGCUAUGACCUUCUUGAUGUUUUAAGGACCAUGAAUAUUUGCAUCAGUUGGGGUUGUUUUCAUGGGUAUUCCAUUCUGUUUGCUUUUCUUUCCAGAUGGACCCAAUUCUUAGCCAUAGUACAUUUUCCUUACACCUCCACCAGAGGGUGAAAAAAAUGAAGGAAAAGGAAGUAAGAAAUGCCUGUUCAUUUUAUUGUUCUUCCCAGCUUUGCCCUAAAUCCCCACCUGCCAAAGAAGGAUGAGUCUAUGGAUAAGUAUGGAGAACAUGACCAAAGUACCAUCUGGCUGUUCUUUAUGUUUACCUAAAGAGACUUUGCAAGGAACUAAAAGAAAAUUGUAGCAUUUAAUCAAGUAAAUUUGUCCCCUGGUACCAACAUGAUAUUAUGGAUAAUGAACAGGCUUUCGAGUUAAGUGAAUCUGGGUUCAAAUGUCAGUGUUGUUAUUCAUGAGCUCUAAAACACGUUACUUAAACUCUCUGUCUCUUCAUUUGUAAAAUAAGGAUAAUAUCUACCUCAUAGACUAUUGUGAAAAUUAAAUUAACUUACAUAAAGACCACAGUAGAGCUUAAUAAAUAUCAACUCCCUUCUUCUCCCUGCACUGCCCUCCCAUUAAAGACCAACACAGAUUAGAAUUUUAGAUGUGCAGAUCACUCUCCAUUCCAUUUUAAAGAACAGACUUUAUCUUAUAGGUUCUCAGACUUUAAUAUGCAGUAGAAUCACCUAGAACACUUUUAAAAUGCAGAUUUUCAGGCAUCACCCUGAACCUACUAAAUCAGAAUCUUUGUAAAAGAUGAUGGAAAGCUGCAUUUUAAUGUGCACUCCAGAUGAUUGUGGUGUGGGUAAUUAGCCAGCCACACUGAGAAUCAUUGCCUUGUCUUUUCUUCACAAAAAUAGCUGUUGUCCAGGUGUUUCCUGUGGGCAUUAACCAUAGGAUUUAGGUGCCUCUGCUCUGCGCCUCCCAUAGUGGCCCCCCCUUUGCAUAAUGUAGCUACAUUAUGUUUAAUUAUUUAUGUGUCUCCCUUCCACUAGACUGUGAGCUCUUUGAGAGCCAGAAUUUAUUUCCAUUUCCAGCACCAAGGAUAUGGCCUGAAACAGAGAAGAUGCUCAAUUGUUUGUUGAAUAAAUAAAUGACAUGGA
Molecule: messenger RNA, 3819 nt
Organism: Choloepus didactylus (southern two-toed sloth)
Lineage: Eukaryota; Metazoa; Chordata; Mammalia; Pilosa; Megalonychidae
Gene: ATPAF1
Product: ATP synthase mitochondrial F1 complex assembly factor 1
Exons: 9
Coding region: 117-1151 (344 amino acids)
Biological process (GO): mitochondrial proton-transporting ATP synthase complex assembly
Cellular component (GO): mitochondrion
Source: RefSeq, a predicted model, not a curated record